Phragmites australis (common reed) is the source of this 973-nucleotide messenger RNA. Its product is annotated as chaperone protein dnaJ 8, chloroplastic-like. The transcript is spliced from 3 exons. Bases 283 to 723 code for a protein of 146 amino acids. The record is from RefSeq and is a predicted model, not a curated record. NCBI's taxonomy places the organism in Eukaryota, Viridiplantae, Streptophyta, Magnoliopsida, Poales, Poaceae.
GAUCCUAGCCGGUAGCGGCCACGCUUGCGGGGACCCAAGCCCAAACGUGCGCGAAACGGUUUUUCGUCGUGCGCGACCGGUUAAUUUCCGUGAUCCAAACGUGGGGAGAGCUCGCUCGGCGUGCGGUGCCCAACCGUCUGCUCCUCCUCCUCGGCCUCGCCUAUAUAGCGCAUCCCCCGCGCGGCCCCCACCCAGAUCCGGAAACACUCGCAAACUCCGUUUGGUUCGUGCCUUCGUGGCGUUGCUCCUCCUCACCUUCUCGUGGUCUCGUGGUGUUCUCUCAUGGCUGUUGGAGGAGGCGUGCGCGUGACCUCGUCAUCGUCGGUGGAGGUGUGGGGGAGGAGGACGGGGGCGCCGCGGCGCGGUCCGGCGACGGUCAGGUGCAGCUGCGUGGGCGAGGCUGGGGCGGGGGCGGCUGGGGGGCUGGCCGAGGACCACUACCGGACGCUGCGGCUCCGGCCGGGGGCAACCAGGGGCGAGGUCAAGAAGGCCUUCCGACGCCUCGCGCUCACGUAUCAUCCGGACGUUUGCAAGGAGAGCGACGGCGACAGCGGCGUGCAUUUCCAGAGGAUCAACGUUGCGUAUCAGAUGCUGAUGAGCAACAUGAGGGAGGCCGAGGAUAGGCUCGAGUACUGGCGGCUCAGAUACGGCCUCACCGACGAGGAUCUGGACAAGUACAGGUACUACCUCAACGACCAAGACGACGACUGGUUCGACAUGUGAAGAAGCAGGCCGGUCAAUCGACAAUGAUCUUCACAACUCGUUGAUCCCCAUUCGAUUCAUCUUAGCGUCGAUUAAUUCUCGUUGCCAUGAUACAAGGUAGCACUGUUCACUUCUCCCCUAUUUUAUUGUGGGGAAGAGGCAGGGACAGACUAUAAGGGUACUGACAUUUGUAAAAUUUCUUUUGUGGACACAAACAUUUAACCGAUCUUAAUUACUACAAAUUGCGAGUUGUUCGUGCUUGAUUUCAUCA